Molecule: messenger RNA, 5858 nt
Organism: Electrophorus electricus (electric eel)
Lineage: Eukaryota; Metazoa; Chordata; Actinopteri; Gymnotiformes; Gymnotidae
Gene: tiam2b
Product: TIAM Rac1 associated GEF 2b
Biological process (GO): small GTPase-mediated signal transduction; activation of GTPase activity
Molecular function (GO): guanyl-nucleotide exchange factor activity; protein binding
Source: RefSeq, a predicted model, not a curated record
GCUAGUUAUCACUUGGCGUUAACAGAGAACAGAGAAGGACGCGACCAAGCGUAGUUAGAAGGCGGCGCAAGCGUAGGCUGCGCCGGAGUUUACUUUAAAAAUGAUGGACUAAUAUUACGGAUGAUUCUGCUUUUCUUUGUUUCAGCGUCUGAUGAGCAAACGAGAGCGCAGAACAUCUGGGAGAGAGAAAGACGAAGCGGGAGAGAGAGCGUGAGAGGGAUCAGAUCCAUUGGAACUCCACAGCAGCACACAGGAGCAACAAGACGAGAAUGGGAAAUACAGACAGCCAGCAGAGCGGCCUCACCCUCCCAGGCAAGCCGCGGGCAUGCUCACUGAAGCUGCACCCCUCCAGAGAAGCGGUCCUCUCACCCCACAGCUGGUGGAGGAGCACAGGUGGGGCACCAGGCUACAAGGCCCGCUGGCCGUCCCGAAGUGGCUUGUCCCAGCACAAAAGCAACCAGCCUUACGUCUCCUGCCACUACGAGUACAUUAGCAAUAAGCAGCAUCCUGGGUCCCUUCGUUGCAGCGAGCGGGACCAUGAGCCACUCACGGCCCAGGGGACCGGCUGCUAUGCUGGAUACAGCCGACAGGACGAGGGUUGUGGCCCCUCUCCUACGGUGCAGAACUCCUCCUCAGAGCCUCUUCAGAACAGGAGCAGUCCCAAGGUGCUCUUCAGUGAAGACGGCAGCCUGAGGGUGGAGUUCACGACUGGCAGGCGAGAGAUGGACGACCAGCUCCCUCUGGCCGGCCGCGCUACGGGGACCUCCGACUCCACGCUGCGGGACAGUAAGGGCAGCUCUCUCAGCUCCGAGGCCUCCUGGUACGAUUCCCCGUGGGGCCCCAGCAUGGAGCUCUGUGACAGCGUCUUCACCCCUGGCCAGCCUUCAGAUGACAGCAGCGGCUACACCACGCUCUCCUCCACCCAGACCGAGGACGUGGGUGGCUCUCCGGCCCCGAUGGAGGGCCAGGUGAGCCAGCUCCUUUGCCAGGCCGGGCUGAGCGCCAGCCAGUGCACUGGAAAUGGCUGCAGCACCAACAGCUGCAACACCACCGGGCUAACCGAUGAGGACAGCGGCAUCUGCGACUUGGUCCUGCUCCCACUGGAGCAGAAGGACUUCGAGCUGAGCUCCGUUACCGACCUGUGCACCCACCCGAAGCUGAGUGUGCCUUUUCCCACCCAUGACAUCUUCCCUGCAGCUCAAGACCAGGACAUUCCCAAGCCCGAGCACCUGGACGCGCCCUCUCAGGAGCAGAGCCCGGACACCUGGGCGUUCUCCUCGCUCACCCUGCCCUGCAGAAAGUCUGUCCCCGACGGCGACACCAGGAAAGGCUCGCUCAAGAGCCGCAUCCGCCGUCUUGGCGACUGGACGGGAAGCCUGAGCAGGAAGAAGCGGAGGUUGCAGGACCCCAGCACCCUAGAAGCCUCUGAGGCCUUUAUCAGCGGGGUGGACGGCCUGGCGGGAGACUCCGUCAGCCCUUGGUGGACUCUGGCGUCCAACCAGAUGCAGUCGUCCUGCUCCUUGACCGACCCAUAUGCCCAGCGGGGCCAGAGUGCCACCGUCCGGCAGAACAUCUACAAGAACUUCAUGCAGGAGCUGGAGGCAGGCAGCGACGGAGGAGGUGUGGCUGACGCCCUCCAGGCGUGGGAGGUUGGCGGCGAUGUGGGCGAGAGCAGCAGCAGCUCUCUGGGCUCCCUGGAGCAGAUGGACCUUCUGUUCGAGAAAGAACAAGGGGUGGUGCGCAGGGCAGGGUGGCUGGCCUUCAAGCCCCUUAUCAGCCUUCAUAAGGACCGCAAGCUGGAGUUGGUGGCACGCCGCAGGUGGAGGCAGUACUGGGUCACACUCAAAGGCUGCAUGUUACUGUUGAGUGAAGCCAAUAGCAAGGGCUGUCUGGAGCAGGAGACCAUCCCACGCUACGCCCUGCUGGCAGAGGACAGCAUCGUGCAGGCUGUCCCCGAACACCCAAAGAAGGAAUACGUCUUCUGUUUGAGCAACGCUUUUGGAGAUGUCUACCUGUUUCAGGCUGCGAACCAGACGGACGUGGAGAACUGGGUGACGGCCAUCCACUCAGCCUGCGCGUCCCACGUGGCCAAGCGUCAGGGCAGGGAGGACACAGUGCGGCUGCUGAGGAACCAGAGCAGAGCCUUGCUGCAGAAGAUCGACAUGGAUGGCAAGAUGAAGAAGAUGGCAGAGCUGCAGCUGUCUGUCAUUAGCGACCAGAAGAACAGGAAGGCGGUCGAGAGCCAGAUCCAGCAGUGGGAGCAGAAUCUGGAGAAGUUCAACGUAGAACUGUUCCGCAUACGCUGCUACCUGGCCAGUCUGCAGGGCACUGAGACGCCCAAUCCCAAGAACCUGCUGGCUGUCGCGGGACGCCCGUCCAAGAUGGCGCUCAGCCGCCUCGGAAUUUUCUCUGUCUCAUCUUUCCAUGCCCUGAUGUGCACUCGUGCUGAGGCUACUCUGAAGAGGCGCUGGCGCUCCCAGUCUCGAGGCAUGAGGACCAGGCGGGGAAUCUUCUCCUCUCAGAAGGGUCUGGACAGCCUGAGCAGACACGACAGCGAAAAGAGACAGUCUCUGUCCCAGAUAUUUGAGGGACACCCCCCUGGACCUCUCUGCCAUCCGCCCACUCCGAGCUGCUCGGAGCAGAGACUGGACAGUUUUGGCAAACUGCAUUCUACAGCGCCACCCGAUGGUCAUUCUUGGGACUGCGGCACAGAGAGCCUGCUGACCGUGUACAUGCUUGACGAUGAGACUGUCAGGAUUCCUGUAAAGCAGGAUUUCCUAGUGGCUGACAUUCUCUCUUUGGCUUGCAAGGACAGGCAGCUGGACCCGAUGAUACACUGCCUGCGUGUGAAGAGGUGCUCGGGUGAGGCUGUGGAGACGAGCACACCGGCUCCCUCUGACUUGCUUAGAGACCUGGUGUAUGAUGAGCUCGAGGUUCGCCCUCUUGACUUGCUCAGCUUCAACAUGUCACGACCAGGCCCAGACACUGAUUUUGGGUUCUUUGUGACAGGCCACGUAGAUGGCAUGAGGAGAACUCACAUCUACGUGAGUGAGGUGCAUUCUGGGAGCCUGGCAUUCAUCGAGGGACUGCGGGAGGGAGAUGAGAUCCUGGCUGUGAAUGGGCUGAGCAUGUCCACUCUGGACCUGGGCCUUAUGCAGACCUCCUUCGGCCAGCAGAGCCUCCAGCUGGUUGUCCGGCGAGAGGAACCCGAUGAGCAGAGCAAAAUCUGGCCAGACUGCGAUUCCAGCGUCCCCUACUGCCCACUUCUGCCACUCAGCCAAAGCCCCCACACACAGCUGGUAUCUUCAGAUGUGUCACCCCUGCCUGAAGAGGCACAUAACAAGGCAAGCCAGUGCAGAAAGAGCGUGGAGACACUGAACACUCUGUGCCAGGUCCUCCCAGAGGAGCCAGGGAUCACGGCGGAUGGCCACGACAGCCCUUACUCCACUGACAGCGCCCCUACCAGGCGCAGCCCACGCCACAUGUCUGUCACUGAGAGACUGUGGAAGGUUAUUCAGGAGCUUGUGGACACUGAGAAGUCCUAUGUGAAGGAUCUGGGCUGUCUGUUUGAGAUUUACCUAAAACCAUUAGAGAGAGAAACAUUUCUAAGUCUUGGAGAGAUGGAGUCUCUGUUUGGCAGCCUUCCAGAGAUGCUGGAUUUCCAGAGAGUGUUCCUGCAGACCCUGGAGGAGAGGACUACAUCACCUCUGGAUUUGAGAACACUCGAGACUCCAGAACAGCUGAAGAAAAUGCUUUUCUCACUGGGUGGAUCCUUUCUGUACUAUGCUGAUCAUUUUAAACUCUACAGUGGCUUCUGCGCCAAUCACAUUAAAGUCCAGAAAGUUCUAGAACGAGCAAAGACAGACAGAGCUUUCAAAGAGUUCCUGGAAGCCAGGAACCCCACAAAGCAGCACUCAUCCACACUGGAGUCCUACCUCAUUAAGCCUGUGCAGAGAGUGCUCAAAUACCCUCUACUGCUGAGGGAGCUGGUGUCCCUGACUGACCCAGAGAGCGAGGAGCACAGCCAUCUUACAGAGGCGCUGAGGGCCAUGGAGAAGGUGGCCAGCCACAUCAAUGAGAUGCAGAAGAUAUACGAAGACUACGGCAUUGUGUUCGACCAGCUGGUGGCAGAGCAGAGCAGCACUGAGAAGGAGGUUACGGAGAUCUCCAUAGGAGAGUUCCUCAUCCAUAGCGCCGCACUCUGGCUGAACCCCUUGCCCUCUCUGGGCCGCAUGAGGAAAGAGCCUGAACUCACACUCUUCAUCUUCAAACGAGCUAUUAUUUUGGUGUAUCGUGAUAGCAGCAAGCUGAAGAAAAGGAUGACUGCCUCCCGCUCUGGUGAUCUGGACCCUUUCAAAUUCCGAUGGCUCAUUCCUUCCUCGUGUCUACAUGUUCGACCUGGAAACUCAGCAGGAUCUGAGAACCCUUGUCUUUGGGAAUUAGUUCAUACAAAGUCAGAGUUGGAAGGAAGACCAGAGACAGUUUUCCAGCUCUGCAGCAGUAGUCUGCAGAGCAAGGCCAGGGCAGUGAAGGCCAUCCGCUGUCUCCUGAGAGAAAAUGCCAGAAGGAACGCUCCACCUGAGAAAGCAUUCAGAGGCAACCUCACCUUCCCGAGGAGGAGCCACCCUUUGGCAGGCAGGAGCGGCUCCUGGCUCGAGAGGCUGCAUCCUCAGGCAGAAGCUCAUAAAGGCAGACCUCUAAAUGAGAGCGGGCUGCUCGGUGGAGACACGCAUUCGGAGCCCGCGCUUCCCAGCCACCCGCAUGGCGCACCUGGAGACAAGAUCUCCAACCUGUGUAAGAGGGCCAGGCUAGGCUCCCUAACCAGCUCCUUGGAGGCCCAGCUGCAGAGCCUCACAUUCUCAGAGGAGCCGCCAGGAGCAAGCUGGCGGCCGUCCAACGACCUGCAGGCCAGUCAGAUCGCCCUGCUCAAGGAUUCCAGUAAAGUGGACCUUAGCUCCCUGCUGGCCAGGGACUACAGUGUGCAGAGUCUGUCUUCUGUGGUGACCGAGGAUUGCUUCUAUGACACAGUCAUGGGCAUCCAGAAAGCCACUAUCCCUACACUAUAGACACAACAAAAUGGUUCAGUGUUGACGUAACACCUACAGUGUUGAAUUUACUUUUACAGUGUUCACUUUUGUCCAGCUGGACUUACAUAAACAAUGUUGUGUUAAUUUAACCCUGAGGCUUUUCGCUGUGGAGGGACCAAUGGCUUGGGAUUCUGAGAACACCCACAAAUGACCUUAAACCUAAGAUGAACUUGGCUUCUGACCUCUACUCAGACUGUGGAUAGAUCGUAAAGACAUAACAUAAAGAUCAGCUGCAGUGUGUAUGUUUGUCCAACACACUGCCUUGCAUUCUGAGCACUACACACACAGGUUGCCUUCUCUGAGCUGAUGUAUGAGCAAGCCAAGGUUAUCCUUUUUGUGAAUAUUGUGGCUUUAUAGUUCUGCUUUCUGACAAAGGCUUUUCAGUCCUGGAACAUCUUAAUUUAAUGAAUUGAACAAAUGUUUGAAUUUUUUAACUUGAACAAGGAAAUUCCUAAAUCUAAAUAUUUUCUAAAUUAUAAAUGUAUGUCAUUUUUAUGUGGUGUGUGUGUGUGUAGUUUUUUCCAGUGUUCAUAUGUUUGCUGACUGAUGUGGUAAACUCACAUACCUUAGGUAAAAAAUAUUGGAAUACAUUCCUUUGUGCUUUACGGCAAUUUACUGUACUGUAAGUACCUCCUAAAAUAUUGUCUUUUGUAGUGUUAUGUAAUUUAUUUGUAAAAUAUGAUAUAUUCACUACUUGAGAGUGCUUGACCUUUGUAAAAAAAAAUAAGCUUAUAUUGUAAUAUUUAAUAAAAUCUCUCUUGCACUCUUCUG